AUGUCCAGCCGAAUCCUCCUUUACGUUUGGACGAUCUCCCUUGGGGGACUCGUGAUUGGAAUUGACAGUGGAAUUGUUGCCUCCGUCCUAUCCCAAAAGAACUUCAAGACCUUCAUGUAUCCGCCGGGGACGCCUAACACCACCAGUCUCAUCAGCGCUAUUGUCUCUAUGGCAGCAGUUGGCGGGGCCAUUGGCAAUCUCAUUAGCGGCCUCUUUCUAGAGAAGCUGGGACGAAAAUGGACCUUAUUCAUCUCGACCUUCUUCACCAUCGUCGGAUCCGUUCUCCAAACUGCUGCUAAUGGCGUUGCCCUAAUGAUUGUCGGCCGCACCAUUGCGGGUAUUGCCUUGGGCAUGCUGCGUCCGACUGUGCCAGUUUACAUCGCCGAAAUCGCACCGGCGACACAGCGCGGCAGGCUCAUUGGCAUUUUCGGCCUUCUUAUCUCAUUUGGAUACGUGGUGGCCGGCUGGGUCGGAUAUUCGUGCAGUUUUGCUGCUGGCGACGUAACUUGGCGUUUGGCUCUUGCAUUGCAGAUUCCCGCCGCCGCUAUUCUCAUGGGACUUUCUGUCUUCCUGCCAGAAUCCCCUCGAUGGUUGGCCCAAAAGGAGCGCUAUGAAGAUAUGGACAUGAGCAUGCGAAAUAUUUACUCAAACGAGGACGAGGACUUCUUCAUUCGUUCAAGAUUCGAGAUCUGCGAGCAGAUUCGGCUCGAGGCAGUGCAGCGGACUAACAGAACGUUCGGCUACGCGCUGAUCGAGUUGUUUAACAAAAGGAAUAUCAAACGUACAGCGGUGGCGAUAAUGGUUCUACAGCUCGGAUGCCUCUCGGGCACUCUCGUCAUCCAGCAGUACCAGUCCAUCCUCUAUGCCUCCCUAGGAUUCACCGGCCAGAAAGCGCUCCUAAUCACAGCUUGCUAUAGCUUUAUGGGCUUUACGGCAAGGGUGGGCUGUCUCGCCCUGGCAAUCGCGCUCUCACUACUAAUGGCACUCUCGCGCUUCUACGGCGACGGGCACAACGAGCAAGGUGCUGAGGCUGGAGUCGCCUUCGUCUUCAUUUUCUCAGCGCUGUACGCCCUCUUUUUCAACAGCACACUGCACACCAUACCGCCCGAGUACUUCACGGUCCACCUGCGCGGUUAUGGCCUUGCCGUGGGCGACUUCUUUCAGGGCGUCUCCAAUAUCUGGCUUAGCUUCGUGACGCCGCACGCCUUCGACGCCAUUCAGUGGAGGUAUUAUUCCGUUUUCAUCGCGUGCCUGGUAGCGCUCGGUGUGUUCUACAUGGUGGCGCUGAAGGAGACGAACCAGAUGACGCUGGAGAGCACGGCUGCGCUAUUUGGCGAUGAGACGGUGCAUGGUGCUAAGGACAUGAUGGAGCAUACUGAGGAGGCCGAACGGGGGAUUGAAAUGGGCGACAAGGACACUACAAAAUAG
Molecule: messenger RNA, 1428 nt
Organism: Venustampulla echinocandica
Lineage: Eukaryota; Fungi; Ascomycota; Leotiomycetes; Helotiales; Pleuroascaceae
Exons: 3
Coding region: 1-1428 (475 amino acids)
Biological process (GO): carbohydrate transport; transmembrane transport
Cellular component (GO): membrane
Molecular function (GO): carbohydrate:proton symporter activity
Source: RefSeq, a predicted model, not a curated record